Messenger RNA from Syngnathus acus (greater pipefish), 921 nucleotides. RefSeq names its product proepiregulin-like. Gene Ontology annotation, biological process: positive regulation of cell population proliferation; positive regulation of mitotic nuclear division; epidermal growth factor receptor signaling pathway. Bases 226 to 684 code for a protein of 152 amino acids. The transcript is spliced from 5 exons. NCBI's taxonomy places the organism in Eukaryota, Metazoa, Chordata, Actinopteri, Syngnathiformes, Syngnathidae. The record is from RefSeq and is a predicted model, not a curated record.
CUGCCUGUCUGCCUUUCGACCGCACCCAGCCAACCCGCGUCCGUCCGUCCGUCCGUCAGUCUGGCCACUUGAGUUCGCCUCACCUCACCUCACCGAUAAGUUAGUUGUUUAGCGACAACCACCACACCACACCACAACACAAGACAAGACUAGACAAGACAGCAGUGAAGAGACGUGGAAGGUAUUUUGCACAUUUUCGCAGAUUUGCGCACGUCAUCGCUCCAAAUGGCAAAGUUGUCAGCGCUCCUCUCAAUCUUCGGUGUCAUACUGUUGUGGCCUUCAGUCCUGACAAAAAGCAUCACAUCCAUUCUUCACACCGCACACGCUGACUCCUCCAUGUCUGCAGGGCAUGGUGAAGAGCGCCUCCAUGUGGUGAAACGCUCCACCCAGCAUUGUGACUCCUCUUACGCUAACUACUGCAUGAACGGAGGUCAAUGCAUGCUGCUGGUGGAUGUCAAUGAACACCAUUGCAAGUGUCACAGCGGUUUCUACGGCCCCCGUUGUAGCAACCUUGAGCUGGUCUUCAAGCCAAUAGGAGAGGAGCAGAUUAUCUUCAUCAUCUUCUGUGUGACUCUGCUCACCAUGGGCCUGGCUGGAGCUGUCUAUUGCUGCUGCAAGUACAAGAAGAAUAAAUGCAAUCCGCAAAAGAAGCGGCAAGGCUACAAAGGAGUGCAGGCAAUGUAGCUGUGGAGUGUCCACGCUGGAAAUGAACACAUGAGCCCUUUUGUAACUUUUUCUAAGAAAUGCUACGUUUUUAAUUUAAAAGCUGCACUUUAGCUUUUGGCAUGGUGGAGCUAGUAUUUAUUUAUACCUUUCUGCAUUUUCUAUCCCUGAACAAGGAUGUUGAUAAUUUAUUCUUAGAAAGACUUUACGUGUACACUGGAAGUUCUGCCCCAAACCAAUAAAAUAGUUUGUCUUAUA